AUGUGUGGUAUCUUUGGUGUUUUCAACCUCCCUGGCGAUGCCAACGCCUUCCGCCAACGCGCCCUCUUCCUCUCCAAGAAGCUUAGACAUCGUGGACCUGACUGGAGCGGAUGCACUGUUGCCGGCAACCACAUCCUCUGCCACGAGCGUCUUGCCAUCGUCGGUGUUGAAUCGGGAGCCCAGCCCUUGACCAACGACGACGAAUCUCUUAUCCUUUCCGUCAACGGCGAGAUCUAUAACCACAAGGCCCUCCGCAAGUUGUGCCCUGAGGGGACCCACUUCAAGACCCAGUCCGACUGCGAGGUCAUCCUCCACCUUUACAAGCAUAUGGGCGCAGAGGUCGUGAAACACUUGGACGGAAUGUUCUCAUGGGUCCUCCUCGACACCAAAAAGAACCGUAUCCUCGCCGCCCGCGACCCCAUCGGCAUCACAACUCUCUACCAAGGAUGGAACAGCAAACAACCCGGAACCCUCUACUUCGCCUCGGAACUCAAGGCCCUUAACGAAGAGUGCGAUCGAAUCAUUGCCUUCCCCCCUGGACACAUUUUUGACUCGGAGACUGGCGAGACGACCCGGUAUUUCCAGCCCACUUGGUGGGAUGGUGAAAAGAUCCCUGCCAACCCAGUCGACUAUAAGCUUAUCCGGGAAUCUCUGGAGAAGGCGGUCCGGAAGAGAUUGAUGUCGGAGGUUCCCUAUGGUGUUCUCCUUAGUGGUGGGUUGGACUCUUCCUUGAUUGCUUCGAUCGCCGCACGGGAGACGCAAAAGAUGAUUGAUGGAACCGUCCCCCUCAACAAGGAUGGUGACGAUGUCGACGAGUCUGCGGUCGCCUCAUGGCCUAGACUCCACUCCUUCUCGAUCGGUCUUGAAGGCUCCCCCGAUUUGGCCGCCGCCCGCGUCGCCGCCGACUACUUAAAAACCGUCCACCACGAAUACACCUUCACCGUCCAGGACGGUCUGGACGCCAUCGCCGACGUCGUCUACCACCUCGAGACCUACGACGUCACCACCAUCCGCGCUUCAACACCUAUGUACCUCCUCAGCAGAAAGAUCAAGGCCAUGGGCGUCAAGAUGGUCCUCUCCGGUGAGGGCGCCGACGAGAUCUUUGGCGGCUACCUCUACUUCCACGCCGCCCCCUCCGCCGACGACCUCCACACCGAGACCGUCUCCCGCGUCAAGAACCUCCACUACGCCGACUGCCUCCGUGCCAACAAGUCGACCAUGGCCUGGGGAGUCGAGGCCCGUGUCCCCUUCUUGGACAAGGCCUUCCUCGAGGUCGCCAUGAACGUCGACCCCAAGGAGAAGAUGUCCUUCAAGGGCAAGAUGGAGAAGCAUAUCCUCCGCAAGGCCUUCGACACCUCCGCCGACCCUACCGCUCAGCCCUACUUGCCCGACUCGAUCCUCUGGCGUCAGAAGGAGCAGUUCUCAGACGGUGUUGGAUACGGCUGGAUCGAUUCUUUGAAGGAUACGGCUUUGGCCAAGGUCUCGGACGAAGAGUUUGCCAAGGCUGCCGAACGCUGGCCUCAGGAUACCCCCCAGACAAAGGAGGCAUAUUGGUACCGUGAGGUCUUUGAGCUGGCCUUCCCCCAGGAGGCUUGUACAGAGUCUGUUGUCCGCUGGAUCCCCCGUGGUGACUGGGGUUGCCCUGCUGAUCCUUCCGGUCGUGCCCAGAAGGUUCACGAUUCAGCCUAUGACAAGACUGACUAA
Messenger RNA from Linnemannia hyalina, 1704 nucleotides. The record is from the annotation of a GenBank genome assembly. NCBI's taxonomy places the organism in Eukaryota, Fungi, Mortierellomycota, Mortierellomycetes, Mortierellales, Mortierellaceae.